Molecule: messenger RNA, 1257 nt
Organism: Periconia digitata
Lineage: Eukaryota; Fungi; Ascomycota; Dothideomycetes; Pleosporales; Periconiaceae
Source: the annotation of a GenBank genome assembly
UCGUCAGAACCGCAGACUUCGAAGAAGAAAUAUAUUACCGGAGAGUAGAGGAUCGUCUCUUCCCUAUACAGAUUGGCCAAGCUCUUCACAGUAAUCAAGGUACCGCAUACAAGGUUGUCUGUAAGUUAGGUUGGAAUGAGCAUGGCACUACCUGGCUCUGCAAAGACGAAGAGUACGAUCGCCGACAAAGACAAGCAAUUUGUGACUAUCAAGCUUCACCGCCACCGAGACAGUAAUCCGGAUACCGACAACGAAACCAGCGUCUACCGGGUACUCAAAGCUACAGUAGAUCAUCUCGAGACUCAACGCAUUCUCCCACUUAUCGACAAUUUUGUGCUCACGGAUGGCCCGGAGAGGUUCCAUGGCUUGGUACUCCAGCCAUACGCUUUCUCUCUCCAAGAUUUGGUCAAAUCCAAAUGUCUGGAGGACGAUGAUUUGCCCUGGAUAUUGAAGAACGUACUGCAAGCCCUGGAAUUUAUGCACCGGCGCGGCGUCUUCCAUUUGAACAUUACGACAGAGAGUAUAAAGCUAAAGCCGCAAACCUCGCACGUGUUUUUCGAGUUGGAAAACAAGGAAAGAAAUCGCCCGAGCGACCGAAAAUUGAACACGGCUUAUCCACCAGGUCAUGCAAUCUACAAAUCCCAGACUUUGGACUGGAAACAUGGUGUGUGGUCUUCUUAUCUCGUUGGCGACGUUCUGCUGGCGAAUUUCGAGGAAGCACGCCAAAGGUCCGUCACAGAUGUUGUACAGCCAGCAAUGUAUCGGUCCCCCGAGGCCACUCUACGCCUGGUUUACGGGCCACCAGCCGAUAUCUGGAAUCUGGGGUGUAUGAUGGCCUGCGUGGUACUGGAUGAUCGGUCUGACCUACCCCUUAUGUGGAAGGCAGACGCAAAAUGGAGUGCAGGGGCUCAUCUGCAAAAAAUUACGAAAACGAUAGGCAUACCGCCAAUAGAUAUAGCCAGAACAAUUGGGUGCUCACACUUACCCAACACUGGGUAUAGAAUGGAUGGGAAUUGGAAUCUGUCCAAAGGCCACGCGCCUAGAAACCGUUUGCGUGAGUUUACAGAGACUCACCAUCCAGGCUUUUUUCUGUUUUUGCAAGCUUGCGUGAAAUGGAGGCCUGGUAGGCGGGCCACAGUUGGGGAGCUACUCAGACACGCUUGGAUCAGGAAUGCUACGAGCCGUCAGCAAGACAAAUGGUUGAAAAAAGUGCCUGCCGUGACACGGGGCUGGGUAGCACGCGCUGCGACUGCAUAG